Brachypodium distachyon (stiff brome) is the source of this 1981-nucleotide messenger RNA. RefSeq lists its product as uncharacterized. The record is from RefSeq and is a predicted model, not a curated record. Bases 192 to 779 code for a protein of 195 amino acids. NCBI's taxonomy places the organism in Eukaryota, Viridiplantae, Streptophyta, Magnoliopsida, Poales, Poaceae. The transcript has 2 exons.
CUUUGCGGCGACGGUGCUCUGUGCCGCGGAACCAUGGCUGCCAAGGGCAAGGCGGGCCGUUCCGCGUGGCCGUCAUUUCUACCACAUGGACAAAGGUGGCCAAAGCCACGUCUGCCUGCUUAUACUCAUCAGAGACUGGCUUGUGGAGCGAGGUCACCUCUGUUGACAAUCUCUCGGGCCGGGAUAGGAAUAUGACGAGCAUCAUUGUGGAUGGUGCGCUCUACUUCAACAGCAUUGGAAAUUACAUUGUCAAGUACCAACUAGCCACACUUGACUUGUCACUGUUUAAGAAGCCGAUCAGGUGCAGUGGGGAAGUCGUUACAACAGAAGACGGUGGGUUGGGAUUUGCUUGCAUGAGUUCCAGAACCUUAACCCUGUGGUCAAGGGAGACCAGCCCUGAUGGAGCACUGGGAUGGUCAAAACACAGGGUAAUCGAUCUCGUGACGCUACUCCCUGAUGGUGGCCGUUCGACCGCAACAUCGUCUAGGAAGCCCUACAUUAUGCGGCAAUAUGGCUUCUUGAGUGGCACCCAAGUUUUUUUUGUGAGCACACAUGUCGGUGUCUGCAUGGUUGAGAUCAAGUCAGGGAGAGCCAAGAAGUUGCUCGAGCAGCUCGAAGUUGAAGCUGUUCACCUAUUUCCCUAUGCGAGCUUCUGCAUUCCAGAGUAUAGUGUUCAUCGAGAUGCUGUACUCGUUGGAAAAGCUCUGGUACAGGUGCUGGUCCCAGAUUGUCGACCUCAGGUUCCAUAUCCCUUGGUCUUCCAGCGAACACCAAGAUGACCUCAGGUUCCAUAUCCCUUGGUUCUUUAGUUGGCUUGUUUAAAUUAAGUAAAUAGAAAGUCAUCACGGUCGGUUAGUAUUUGCAUGGCAAUUUGGAGGUGAAAGUUUACUGGAUUUCCUCUGUUUUUUCUUUUCUUGAAAGUGAUCCUGUUCCGGUUGGUAUCAUUUCUUGAAAAGGUUGUCCCAAAUUGUAGUUAGUCUCGGCAUUUUAAAGCGUGCGCUUGGAAUUAAUAUUAUUGAAGUUAUGCUCAUGUUUCUACAGGGUGGUUAAGUACUGCAAAGCCUGAAGAAAAUCGUGAGCAAGCCUAAAUCAGCCUACUGGGGCUGUAUGUCACAUCCUUAUAAACUCAUGCGUAAUCCCAAAUUUGAACAGGAACACAUAUAUUUUGGAGUAAACCUGGUGCUCCAUUUAUAGUUAAUUCAUGGCUAAUUAUUUCCGCAACAGCAUUCCACAGAUUAUCCGGAGAUAAUCAAGAACCUCUGGGUUCAGGGUCAAAAAGCAAUGAGAUCUCCAUAUUGUCAUCACUUUCUUUGAACAACCAGCUGUCAGACACUAUUUUGCAGACUCUAAUCGUACAGGCAAAUCAGGAGGACGAGCUAUAUUGGAUUCAUAUGCCAGCAUAGAAAGCCCCGCCGUAAUGAUCUUAUUUUCAACAACAAAAAGAUUGGACCAUGAAUACAGGUUCUUCAUGCUGCUAGUGCUAUAGUUGCUGCUCUUCUCCAACAGCAACAACCACUCUGGACGAGGUAUUGCACGUAACCUGCUCCCCAAUCCUCUUCGCGCUGCCUCUCCAGGGCAAUGCACCGCUCUGCAGUGCAUCAUCUCAUGACAAACCUCCAUUGCAUGUGCUUCACUUCAUGACCCCAAGAUUCUGCAUGUGGUGCAGUUAACAUUAGUAAAUUACUGCUCCAGAAUACUUUUUCUAAAGCAGGCCUGUGUAUUCUUCAUCUUCAGCCUCUGUCUCCCCAUAAAGCUGUUUCCAAACAAGCCUAUUAAAAAAACUUCUAUUACCAGGCUCAGGCUAUGCUUCUUGCUAGCCGGAUUGCUCACGUUUCAGCUUGCAGGGAACGACAUAUAUCACUGAUGACAAGAUCCCUAGCCAAAGCUGGCAGCUGCCCAACUUGAUCUCAUGAGUUCUCCAUGACACUGGUCAAUUUUCGGCUGGAACUUGACCAGCCUCUUCUUCAAACAAAAUUAUGCA